AUGUGGCUCUAUUCAUCUAUGGAAAAAUUAGAAGGAAGCCAGAUCGAAACGAAGUGUCAAGAACAGGUUCUUGAAAUCCUCAGACGAGUGAAGGAUAUUGAAGGCCCUUAUGUGCAAGUGAAUGGUGCGAGAGCAACUCCUGGGAUAGUUCUGACAGGAAGCCUAAAUGAGAAGGUUCUCAAUCUUCUAGAGGAGCAGCAGAGGGUAAAGCAGGCAACUGGUCCUCACUUCAAAUUUAUCUUUGAGGCGGGAAAUUUACCUCCAGAUGUGGCGCUUCACAGUGAGGAUUUGGUGUAUUCGGAGAUCCGAAGAAGCGAUGUCCCACUCGUUCUGUCUCGGACUGAAAUACCCAGGAAAGAGAGGCCUAUGGUACUUCUGCCGAGCUUGGCCGUCUUUUUCAACAAUGCGCCAAUUGCUUGGGGCUUCUUAGGUGACGAAGGACAUCUCUUCGCCAUGAUGCUUUACUGA
This is a messenger RNA of Cadophora gregata, 468 nucleotides long. RefSeq lists its product as uncharacterized. The record is from RefSeq and is a predicted model, not a curated record. The transcript is spliced from 2 exons. NCBI's taxonomy places the organism in Eukaryota, Fungi, Ascomycota, Leotiomycetes, Helotiales, Ploettnerulaceae. The coding region runs from base 1 to 468 and encodes 155 amino acids.